AUGACGGACGCCACAGGUGGAGCAGGAUAUGUUUUAGAUGAAUUGACGGAUUUGACAGCUGUGGUGGCAGUACUCAUGACGGACGCCACAGGUGGAGCAGGAUAUGUUGUAGAUGAAUUGACGGAUUUGACAGCUGUGGUGGCAGUACUCAUGACGGACGCCACAGGUGGAGCAGGAUAUGUUGUAGAUGAAUUGACGGAUUUGACAGCUGUGGUGGCAGUACUCAUGACGGACGCCACAGGUGGAGCAGGAUAUGUUUUAGAUGAAUUGACGGAUUUGACAGCUGUGGUGGCAGUACUCAUGACGGACGCCACAGGUGGAGCAGGAUAUGUUUUAGAUGAAUUGACGGGUUUGACAGCUGUGGUGGCAGUACUCAUGACGGACGCCACAGGUGGAGCAGGAUAUGUUUUAGAUGAAUUGACGGAUUUGACAGCUGUGGUGGCAGUACUCAUGACGGACGCCACAGGAUCAUAA
Molecule: messenger RNA, 474 nt
Organism: Gigantopelta aegis
Lineage: Eukaryota; Metazoa; Mollusca; Gastropoda; Neomphalida; Peltospiridae
Exons: 2
Coding region: 1-474 (157 amino acids)
Source: RefSeq, a predicted model, not a curated record